This is a messenger RNA of Plenodomus lingam JN3, 1788 nucleotides long. RefSeq lists its product as uncharacterized. Gene Ontology annotation, molecular function: zinc ion binding; oxidoreductase activity. The record is from RefSeq and is a predicted model, not a curated record. Lineage: Eukaryota; Fungi; Ascomycota; Dothideomycetes; Pleosporales; Leptosphaeriaceae.
AUGGCGUUGGCAAACUAUAGUCACCGUCGAUGGCUCUUUGGCUGUGGACCUCGAGUAGAAAAUUUCUUUGCUAGCCACACCACGGUUGCAGAGCAGGCCAAACGCGCUGGACCUCACUCUCUCCCUUCCCGUUCAUUUAGCCAGGUCCCACUGUUGUUCGCACACAAGCUCCAACGGCCAGCCCUGAAUGGCCCCGCCCUACGUCAAUAUGACAUUCGCCAAAAAUGCUCGUCGCGAAAUCCGAUCCGCACUACAUGGCAUUUUGCUGCCUGCCCGUUCGACAAAACGGACAUGAACCCCUCAACAGCAAGUCAUGACGUCGAACUAGCCUCUCCGAGCGCAUAUACAAGGGAAUGGGAUCAACUCUGGUUUGUCGGUAGUUGGGCACUCUCUGAAACCCUUUGCUUCUACCAAAAGUCUCCGAGUACAUCAACCGAACCUUCUUCCAAUAUGUUAUCCCAAGCUGCUAUGCAGGCAGAGAAGGCCAUGGGCCAUGAUGACAACAACACUACAGCCCAGGACGUUGCCAACCCAGCCAACAAAGAGGAGUGGGCGGAUCAUUCAGAGACUAUGAAGGCUCUGGCUUGGUUUGGCAAGAACGACGUUCGCGUCAUCGAUGCACCAAAGCCAGCAGUGAUCGAGCCCCGUGAUGUCAUUGUCAAGAUUACUGGAUCAACAGUGUGCGGCUCUGAUCUCCAUCUCCUCCACGGGUCGGUCGUAGAGAUGCAGAAGGGUGACAUCUUGGGUCACGAAUUCUGCGGUGUGGUAGACAAUGUUGGUAGCGCCAUCACCAGAUUUAAGAAGGGGCAACGAGUCGUUGCAUCCUUCCAGAUUGCUUGUGGUGAAUGUUAUUACUGCAAGCAGAAGCUAUCCUCACAAUGCGAGAAGACCAACUCAAACACCAUCGAAAAGGGCAUGUACGGUGGCCGAACAGCAGGCAUGUUCGGAUACUCUCACUUCACCGGUGGAUUUGCUGGGGGACAAGCCGAGUACACACGUGUUCCCUAUGGUGACGUCAAUCUACUCGCGCUUCCAGAUGAUGUUCCAGAUGAGCAAGGUCUCUUCCUGUCUGACGUCCUCUGCACAUCAUGGCACGCCGUCGUCGACACUGGAGUCAAGAAGGGCGAUGUUGUCGCCAUCUGGGGAGCUGGUCCCAUCGGUCAAAUGGCCGCUGAUUUCUCGCUCCUGAACGGUGCAAAGGAAGUGAUCAUGAUCGACCAAAACUGGCGUCUCGAUUUCGUCAAGCAAAAAUACCCCCACGUACGGACUCUGGAUUUCUCAACCCUCGCCAAGGGAGAGACGGUCACCUCCAAACUAAAGGAGAUGACCAACAAUCGCGGCCCCGACAUCAGCAUUGAGUGCGCUGCUGGCGAGUACGCCAAGGGUUGGGCCCACUACUUUGAGAUCAUGCUGGGUCUUGAGACCGACACCAGCGAGCUCGUGAACGAGAUGAUUGCCAGCACACGAAACUUUGGAAGUUGUGGCAUCACCGGCGUUUAUGUUGGUUAUACUAACCACUUCAACAUUGGCUCGCUGAUGGAGCGUGGUAUCCGCCUCAUCGGUAACGGUCAGGCACCGGUUCAUCUCUACUGGGAGUCACUACUCCAGAUGAUCCAAGAGAAGCGCAUUGACCCGUCCAAGAUGGUCACUCACCGCGUACGUCUCGAAGACCUGGACAAGGUCUACAAGAAGUUUGAGAACAAGGAAGACGGGAUGCAAAAGGUCUUUGUGGAGACAAAGUGGAGUUUCCCAGCAUGGAAGGGCAGCCCGGAGCUGACUAGGUAUUAA